AUGCCGUCAAAGCUCCCAAUCAACUCGAAAAUCCUCAUCGUUGGUGGUGGUACAUUUGGACUAUCAACAGCGUUGUGGUUGUUGAGAAGUGGUUACCGCAAUGUUGUUGUUAUUGACGCUUUUGAAAUUCCGUCUGAUAUCUCAGCUGCAAAUGACGUGAACAAGAUCAUACAAACCUCAUACGCAGAUGCAUUCCACUAUAAUCUUGCACUCGGGGCAUUGGAACUUUGGAAGAACGACCAUGUGUUUAAACCAAAUUUCCAUGAAGUUGGCAUCGUCUACGCCAGCACUUCACUAGAAGCAUCUGAAGAAGUGAAAGAGAUUGACCGUCAAAGAAUAUCACUGGGAAAGUCCCCAUUGGUUCCUCUGACAUCGAAGAAUGAGUUCUUGAAAGUUGCGCCACAACUGACAGGUGAGCUGUCAGGUUGGAGCGGAGGGUUCCAGCAAGAUGAAUGUGGUUGGGCUCACGCAAGGAACUGUCUGAUCCAAUGUGCCGACGAGGUGCGUAACCUUGGUGGUGAGAUCUUGGUUGGUAAAGCCAACGGAUUAGUCAUUGAAGAUGGUGUGGUAAAAGGUUGCACUACAGAAGAAGGUACUGUGUACCUUGCUGAAAAGACUGUUGUUGCUUCAGGUGCAUCUUCUAUUGGUAUCUUGGACUUUGAAGAUCAGAUGUUGGCUAAAUGUUGGACAUUUGCACACAUCAAGCUCAGCAGCGAAGAAGCUCAGAAGUUCAAGAAUAUGCCUGUGAUUCUGAAUAUGGACCAAGGAUUCUUCUUCGAGCCUGAUACUAACAAUGAAAUCAAGAUAUGCAACGAAACACCUGGUUUCACAAACUACGUUGAUUCGAAGAAGAAUCCACAAUCUUCUGUGCCAAUAUCGAGAGAUUCUAUCCCAAAGGAAUGUGAAGAUGCCAUCAGAAAGAUCUUUUCGCAGACUUUACCAGAGUUCGCAGAUAGAGAGUUCGUGAAGAAGAAGAUCUGCUGGUGUACCGAUACACCUGAUAGGUCAUUUUUAAUCAGCGAACAUCCAGAUUAUAAGAAUGGCUCUUUAGUAUUAGCUACAGGUGAUUCUGGGCAUGGGUUCAAGUUUAUGCCAAUUGUUGGUAAAUACGUCUCGGAACUGGUCAUUAACGGCUGUUUAUCAGACGAGGAUAAGUCUCAGAAGUGGAAGUGGAGACCUGAAACUACCAAGAACAGAAUUCAAGAUAGACUAGGAGGCACAGGUACUGUUCAGGAUUUGAAAGACAUCUCUGACUGGAUUUGA
Messenger RNA from Williopsis jadinii, 1263 nucleotides. RefSeq names its product NAD(P)/FAD-dependent oxidoreductase. The record is from RefSeq and is a predicted model, not a curated record. Gene Ontology annotation, molecular function: sarcosine oxidase activity; saccharopine oxidase activity; flavin adenine dinucleotide binding. The transcript has a single exon. The coding region runs from base 1 to 1263 and encodes 420 amino acids. Lineage: Eukaryota; Fungi; Ascomycota; Saccharomycetes; Phaffomycetales; Wickerhamomycetaceae.